This is a messenger RNA of Caenorhabditis sp. 36 PRJEB53466, 6226 nucleotides long. Lineage: Eukaryota; Metazoa; Nematoda; Chromadorea; Rhabditida; Rhabditidae. The record is from the annotation of a GenBank genome assembly.
AUGGCUUCUGAGGAGGCUGGUCUUUCGGGGACCGGUGAAUGGGAUCAAAUUCCGCCGGAAAUUAAGAAAAAGUGCAUAUCACACAUGGACUGCAAGAGCAGGUCGGUUUUUACGAUUUCGAGUAGUGAGAUUUGAAAAUUGAGCAGAUUCAAGUUGCCUAGCUAUAUAAAAUUUUUUUGAUUUAGAGUCAACCUGAGACAAAUGGCCAGUCCGGAAAAGGCGCUCGUUGACAAAACGCCGUACUUGUUCCACAGUGUGGAAGUGAAUCACAGUGGACACUUCAUUCCACACAUCUUUGUCAUCAUUCGCUACCAGGACAAAACGAAGAAAGAGUACAAAAUGCGAUCGUAUGUAGAUCACCUGUUGCCGUAAAAGUCAAUGUUUCCAGGUACAACGCUGAACAGCUUGAGAAGAACGCUAAGAUGUAUCACGGUGGAAUCGAAUUCCUCAGGAGCGUUCUGAAGUUUGGAAAAACUGAAAUAUUCAAGUUCUCUGGAGAUUUGCCGGCGUGGGAGGACAAUCCGCUCAGAAAAAUGCUGAAAGAAACUGGCAUCCGCGCUUUGCAUCUCACAGUAAACAGCCACACUCAUACAACUGAUCUGCUUAACUUCUGCAAGGAUCCGGUGAUUUCAAUCCGUGAAUUCGGAUUGGUCUUCUUGAAUACGAAUGAGAUGCACUCUCAUCCAAAGGUCCGAACUCGAGUAACUUAAGUUUUACGCAACGUCUCAUUCCAGGUUCUCACUGCCCACUACAUUCACUUCGAUACUUUUUCUGAUAGCCUGUGGACUCAGUGCUGCCUUCUGAAGGUCUUAAUUUAAAUGGUUGUCUGAUCGAAUCAGAAUAUUCAGCACUGGAUUGAGAACGACGUUCCCAUCGGUACUUCGUUCUCCAUGAAUGACAGGUGUAACCAAGAAACGACAUGGAAGUUUUCCGAAACGUUCAAGAGUAGAGUUGUGUACGAACUUGAAAAAUUAUAGAGUAUGUCCUAUUUUUUUUUUGUUUCAGCCACUGUGUGAAAAUUGAGAGAAAGAGGGGGUGGGAUGGGGGCGAAAUGAAGGUCCUGCCGCGGGAAGAAUUGAAACAGCUUUGUCUCCGUACUAAAAACAGAAACAAGAACAUUAUCAUUUUCUUGAAAGACGAAGAAAUCACUGCCACCGUGAUUCCCUCCGCAGCUCGUGAACUUAAUGAGGAAAUGUAUAAGGAGAUGAGGGACGGACACGUGCAAAGAAGCGACUUCAUGUUCGAGCCCGGUAAGUAAUCAGGUUAUUGAAGCAAGCAAUCACUACCUCAAUUCAUAUUUCUGGAACUUUCAGUUUCUAAAGGUCACCAGGAGUCCAAAAAAGCACUCAAAACCGGCGAAUUCCCAGCUGAAGAGGGUCAAUCGACUUCAGCGGCGGUUGGAGAGGAAGACGAGCUAGACGAAGAAGAACCAUCUCAGAAUUAGGUGAGCAAAUCGUUCUCCAGUUCUGAUCCCUAUGAUACAGUUCUUCAUUCUUUCAGAUCAUCCAAUCUCAAAUUGCCAUGUCAACAUCAUCUCCGUCCACCUAAUCAAGUAUCCUAUCAAAUAAAAUUCUCGUUGAAUUACAUUUUGACGGUUUUUUGUGGUUGCGGUUCUUGUUAAACAAUGUAUUACAAUUCUUGAUUUUUUUAAAUGUCUUCUUAGUUUUUUCGAAUUCCGUAUGUUUCGGAAGUAAAACCUAUUGGAUUUGUCAUGUUUUAUAGAUUGAACUUAAAAUUUCUUGCAGGAUGAACCGGCCCGAAGAUUCAGAGAAUAAAGCGAACUGGGACGUCAUCCCUGUGGAAAUAAAGCAGAAGUGCAUUGGAUACGCGAACUUCAAAGCGCGGUGAGCCAUUCGGAAUGUAAUAAAAAUCUAUCGAUUGUAUCUUUUUACAGAUUGAACUUGCGAGCUACUGCUCGUCUUGAGAGAAACCUCGUUGAUCGAACUCCGUACAUGUUCGACUGUCUUGAUGUCACGCACUUCGAGUACAUGCAUGUACUCACAAUCAACCUGUCAAGUGACAUUAGCAAUAUGACCAAUGACGUUCAUGAACAUAACACCUUCCGUUUUAGCAGCAUGACGUAAUGUUUAAUAUCAUUGAUAUUCAAUAUCGGCGGCUUAUUCCAGUACUAGAGACCCACCUCCGGAAGCCUACCAAAAAACCGUUGAGGUGCUCAAAUGCAUUCUGGAGUACGCACCAAUUAGAAUUCUGAAAUGGAGCGGUUCAACGGGUUUGGAUGGUGCAAAUCCACUCGUGCAAAUGCUCGAACGGACAAAGAUUCGUGCCCGGAAUUUGGUGGUGAACACGCACAAAACUGCGAACAUUCUGUUGGAUUUUUGUGAGGGUCCGAUUGAUUCGAUUCGCGAGUUGGCCAGCAUUAACUCGGGUGUGGUUCCGACUAACGCUUUCUCUUUGAAUCCGAAGGUAAUUACUAUCACCCAAAAAGCGGUCACUUCGGUUUUUUCAUCAGGUUCACAAAGCAAGACAUGUGCAGCUGAUAAAUCGCCGAAGCUUCCCACAAUACCAGAUCACAAUUGCAAAAGUGAGAAAAAGGGAGAGCGUACGUGAUCAUGUAAUCAUGGGAUUUUUCAGAAAUGGAUCGAGAUUGACGCUCCUUGUGGGACCACUUGCUCACACGUCGAUCAAAAUAGUUUGGAUGACGUUGUGCGUCAAUUCAAGAGGGUUUUUCAAAACAGAAUCAUGUAAUUUAAACAUUUGAAUUCAUCUCAUAAUCUAAAAUUUUAGCGAUCAAUUCGAUAAUGGCGAGGAGAGAACUCCGAGACGUCGAAAUGCGAGAGACACCCACUGGGAACUGCGUAUACGCACCAACAACGAGCACAAGCACCUUAUCUUUCGGGAGUUUGACGAGGAAACGGUCAUUGCAAUGGUGCCAGACACCUUCGCGAAACUAGAUUUUGCCGAGUACAAGAAAAUGCGAGAUUUGGGGGAGGACGCAAAGCGUUACCUGUUUGAAGAACACAGAAACGCUGACCUGUGGUAUGAGAGGCCAGAACCGCUUGACAUGGAAGGAAAUCGAGUUUCUCUCCUACUGUAUGACAACUGAUAAUCUCAAUUUUAAGCAGCAAGUCCUUUAUUUCGCACUUUGAUAUUUUGAUUCUGCAAUUUUUUAUCUGUUUCAGCAGAUCCAUUACCUAAUAUUUUGCAAACAUAUUUACAUCUGCAUCAAUUCCUCUCUAAAUUAUUUUUAACUUUUAAAAUAUUCCCCUCGAGAAUACCGCAAUUUGAUUCUUUGUAACAAUGAUCAUUUCAACCAGACGCAACUCUAUUGUCUAUUUAUUUUCAUUUCCUAAUAAAGCCAUCUUUAGAAACAGACAGAGCUCAGCGCGUAUGAGUCAUAAAGGGCGCAUCAUCUUCUUUUUUCGGUCACUUUGUACAGAAUGUCGCUUUUUGUACCGAUAAGGCCUUCGUUUGCUUAGUCAGUCCCCUCCGACCGAACAUGAAUCACAUGUGGUUGGUGAGUUGUCUCAUCGCCGAUUCGCGUAGCGCCUCAAUUGCGAAAUACCCAAUUUUCUUCUUACUCUUCCUCGCUUCAACUUGUUUUUCAACUUCCCCCGCACUUCUAUCGAUUUUCAUCGAUGGCGGCUAAUAAGAAAUGAGCGGUCGAUGAACGACGAGUUUACAGCCGAUCCUCUGUUUGCGUGAACCUCCCUCCCGUCGAGUGUUUGGAAGAAUUGGCCAGUCGCAGACGUCAAAAGACGUUUUGCUGUCCAAUGCUCGGUCCCAGAGCGAGGGCGAGCAGAGAGAGAGCGGCUCUUGUUCGCUGUUGACCCUCUUUUUCUCACAACAAUAAUACUCAUUUCCCUCGAUUCUUCUCUUUUUUCUCCAUCUCCUUUCCAUUUUUAGUAGCUGGCCGAUCAAGUCUCUUAUUGAUAAGGACAAUCAACAACAGCGUAAUUAGCGGGCGUGAGGUGUUCCAGGUUUGACCUGGAAGAGGAAAUACCGGCCCGCGGGAUUUGGUGGCCACGAGUGUCGUCAGGGUCAAACGCGCAUUCUGUCCAUUCACGAGUGUCACUCCCGCGUUGGUUCUCUCCGGGCUGUCCGCCUCUCUCCGCCUGGCUCGCAUGAAUUUAUUGAUUUUUCGGGCGCACUGUCCUGCACCCUCGGAUCACCCUCCUCUCAUCGCUUGCCCGUUUUUUUCUGCCUACUUUUUAAUUUUUUAAUCUAAAUCAUUGUCAGUAUUUUCAGAAUGUCGGAGUUUUCUCAAAUCGCCCAGUUCGUGUCGUUGCCGCGCACCACAAGAGGAACUGCUGUCGUCCUCGGUAUGUUUCGCAACAAAAACGCCAACACCAAAUGCUGCUUUUUCAGGAAACACUCCCGCCGGCGACAAGAUCCAAUACUGCAAUGGUACGUCGGUGUACACGGUCCCAAUCGACGACCUGAAAAACGCGGAGAUCUACACGGAGCACUCGCACCAAACGACCGUCGCCAAGACCAGCCCAACCGGUUACUACUGCGCCUCCGGAGACAUCCACGGAAACGUCCGCAUUUGGGACACCACCCAAACCACUCAUAUCUUGAAGACGACGAUCCCGGUCUUCUCUGGUGCUGUCAAGGAUAUCGCAUGGGAUAGCGAGAGCAAGAGAAUUGCUGCUGUAGGAGAGGGAAAGGAACGUUUCGGACAUGUCUUCCUUUUCGACACCGGAACCUCGAACGGAAAUCUUACCGGACAAGCUCGCGUGAUGAACAGUGUCGAUUUCAAACCGUCGCGCCCGUUCCGAAUUAUUUCUGGCUCAGAUGAUAACACGGUCGCCAUUUUCGAAGGACCUCCAUUCAAGUUCAAGAAUGUAAGUCGGAAGAUAUAUUGGAAUUGUACUAAUCGUAAUUAUUCAGACUUUCCAUGAGCACAGCAAGUUUGUUCACUCGACCCGUUACAAUCACGACGGUUCGUUUUUUGCUUCCACCGGAGGAGAUGGAACAAUCAUUCUGUACAAUGGAGUUGACGGAACCAAGGUCGGAACGUUCGAGGACGAUUCUCUAAAAGGAGUCGCCCAUUCCGGAAGUGUCUUCGGGCUUUCGUGGAGCCCUGAUGGGUCUAAGCUUGCGUCCGCUUCUGCCGAUAAGACCGUCAAGAUAUGGAAUGUUUCAACGUUGAAGGUCGAUAAGACCAUCGUUAUUGGCACAAGAAUCGAGGACCAACAGCUGGGAAUCGUCUGGACCAAGAAGGCACUCGUGUCUAUAUCCGCCAACGGAUUCAUCAACUUCUUGAACGCCGAACUCGGAUCUGUGGAUGAAGUCCGUUACGGACAUAACAAGGGAAUCACUGCCCUUACGAAGAGCGCCGACGGCAAGAAACUGUACAGUGCCGACGCUGAAGGACACAUUGGUAAGAAAAUAACGUUAGAGUGAUCUAUUCUUAUUUUAUUUUCAGCGUCAUGGGAUAUCGCCACCGGAAAGUCGCAUAGAGUGUUCCCCGACGUGCACACUACCAUGAUCACUGGAAUCCAGGCGACCACCAAGGGAGAUCUGCUCACUGUCAGCUGGGAUGAUAAUCUGAAAAUCGUGCCAGCAGAAGCAUCGGAAGUGAACUCCAACAAGGCCAUCAGCAACAAGUUGUCGUCGCAACCGCUCGGACUGGCAGUCUCCGCCGAUGGAGAUAUUGCCGUUGCCGCUUGCUAUAAGCACGUGGCCAUCUACAAGCAAGGACAGCUCGUCGAGGUACCAAUCAACUACAAUGCCUUAUCCGUUGCUCUGUCCAGUGACAAACAAUAUGUAGCUAUUGGUGGACAGGAUUCAAAGGUUCAUGUCUAUAAACUGGCCGGAACCAGUCUCUCUGAAGUAAAGACUAUUGUUCAUCCUGCUGAGAUUACUGCUGUCGCCUUUUCGGACAACAACGCUUUUCUCGUUGCCACCGACCAAUCUCGCAAGGUACGGAAUUCAGAAUCGUUAAAGCCUUAAACUCAUCUAUUUCCAGGUUAUCCCGUACUCGGUCGCCAACAACUUCGACGUUGCAGCCCAAAAUUCGUGGACAUUCCACACAGCGAAGGUUGCGUGCGUUUCUUGGUCACCAGACAACGUACGUCUGGCCACUGGCUCGCUGGACAACAGCAUCAUUGUUUGGAACAUGAACAAGCCGUCCGAACAUCCGAUCAUUAUCAAGGGAGCUCACGCGAUGUCGUCUGUCAAUGCAGUGCUGUGGCUCAAUGAGACCACCAUUGUGUCGGCAGGUCAGGAUUCGAACAUCAAGUUCUGGAAUGUUCCAUUGUAA